UUUCCAAUCGGGAUCAGCGGCAGGUAGAGAGAGAGAGAGAGAGGGGCAAGCAAAGCGAGCAGAGAGCUUUGUUUAACUGCGCCACGCUGUCCUCGCUGGGGAAAGACGAGUGGAGCAGCAGCAGCAGCGCCACACACACACACACACGCAACGUGCUCUUUCCACCCCCCCCUCCCCUUCCUCUCCUCCCCCUUUACACUUUUAUAUGAAGCUACAAAAUCCAAACUCCAUCGUCCGACAGAAACACUAAAAGUGGAACAGGAUGAAAGCUGCAAAGAAAGCCUUCACCAGUAGCCAGAGGAGACCAGGGGACAUGACCAUGUCAGACAGCGAGACGGGAGAAGACGAUGGCAGCUUGUCUUCCGACAUGGCCCAUUCCAAGAAGAGGAAACGACAUGUGAUUUUUUCCAAAGAGUCGGUGAAGAUCCUGAGGGACUGGCUGUACGAACACCGACUGAACGCCUAUCCAUCCGAGCAAGAGAAGCUCAGCUUGUCUGGACAGGCGAAUCUAACAGUAUUACAGGUUUCCAACUGGUUCAUCAAUGCAAGGAGAAGACUUUUACCAGACAUGCUGCGGAAGGAUGGCAAAGACCCUCUUAAAUUCACCAUUUCACGCAAAAGCAAGUCCUCUGAGUUAAACCCAUCUCGAAGCAUUAGUGGACCAAACCCAUUAGAGAAUUCCGCUUCAGCUACCACCUCCACUCUUUUGUCUGCAUCUGUUCGGCCUUCUGUCAUCUGCCAUGCAACAACAUCGAUGGUUAAAGACAUGCCUUUACUCUUCUGCCCAGACUCUGGCAACGACAGUAAGAAAACCUCAAAACUGACUGACCAAGAGUUAGUUCGACCCCUGUUUAACACUGAUAACCCCACUACUUUGGUGACAUGCACAGAUUCAACUAGUCCUAAUAAUGGACUGUUCAACACACCACCUCCCACUCCACCAGAGCUCCAUCAGGACUUCAGUGGGUUUCAGUUGCUGGUGGAUGUUGCACUCCAGCGGGCUGCUGAACUGGAAUCUCAGAAACAGAAUAUUAAGAUUUCAUCUUAAACACAUGCAUCAAGGAAUGUGGUGAAUGGGAGUAGAAGUGUAGAUAUCUGAGAAACCUUUCGGUUGGUUCUAGCCUGUGAAUGGGCAGUAGCGCAUUACUUAAAAUCCAUCUUGGAGAAAUGAUUAUCAAAAUGCAUUUCUUCUGGCUGGAGAAAUAGCUUAAAGUCUAUCCACUUGAACUUGAGGUUAAUCUCUCGUGGCUGCCCGGUUAAUUGUAGACCCUUGAAUCGAAGGGUUGCAAUAAUUAUUUUUAGUAGUAUUCUCAGAAGCUCCAUUGUAGCUUUGCACUCUGCAAACUGUAGAUUCUGGGACUACAACAUAGUAAGCAUUAUUAGCAUUCUGUACUUUGACUGCAAAUAUAAAUGAGCUAUACUCGUACUUCAAGAAACUGAAGAUUACCUAAUUUGUUCAGGUUUUAUGUUGACUGGCCAAUGUGUCUUGUUUAAAGAUUUGGUCUUAUAGUUGUUUUUCUUAAGUGACGCUGCUUUCGUUGAAACAGAUGUAUUGAGUACAAAACAAAAAUGCAGUGUCAAGGUAACCCAAAGUAGUGUGGAUGACCAGGACGGGAAAUUCUCUUGCACAUUCUUUAGUCCUUAAUAUGUGCAAAGUGUCUGAAUCAUAAGAUAUUAGGAGAAUAUUUUUUCAUUUGUAUAUAAUGGAUCUUUACUACUGAGCUGAAGAAUUGUAACUUUAAAUUGUGGUUCUGUUAGAGGCAAAUUAUAAGAUAAAAGUGGAACUUCUCUAAUCACUACUCAAUAGGUUAUGAUAUAGCAAUGUGACAUUAGCUCUAAGGUAUUCAUUUGUAACUUGAGUACAGAACUAUUAAAAAGGUAAACUAAUUUCUAUUUGUUAGUUCUAUCUGUGAAUGUAGCUGUCUGAUUUUUUUUAAUUUUUUAAAAUGUAGUACAUUGUUAAAGGUGAUGUGAAAAUUCCUUUUUAAACAGUAGUGCUAAGAUCAUUAUCUGAUAGGCUGGGAAUUCACAUAAGUUUUCAGAUUCUAAAACUUGUUUGGUAGAUGACAUUCAACACAGUUACAUAAGAAAACGUAUUGUGAAGCAAAAAGACUUAUUUAGAAAAUGGGGAACCAGUGAUUUUAAAAUGAUGACCCUUAAAUAACCAAAAUACUACUUGUCUCCAGUGUGUGGCAGUGGUACAAUGUAAGAUUGGGACUGAUACCAGCAACUUGAGCUGUCUUUCAAACAAACCAUUUCUGCAAACUGAAUUUAGGCUAAUGCAUGGAUUUGUUUUCAGACCAUCUACUUUUGUCCUUGCAGCUGUUUCAUACAUCAGCCCUUUAUUGCAAAUCAUAUACAUGGCCAAACUCUGUACCUAGGGUUCUACAAUGGAGUUUUACAUAAACGCUACUUGUGUUGGAAGCUUUAAAAAUUUGGUUCAGUGUUAAUGCAAAAAGGGGCUUUGCAGAUCAUGUAUAUAAGUGAGAUAAAUGCAAAUGUGCCUUAUGAUGGUGGUUUUUUUUUUGCUAUUUGAAGGGACCACCCAACUAUUCAAGUCUUCAAUUUCAAUCUGUGCAAUAUUUAAAGGAGUUCUUUCAACUCUAUUCUUUGUCUUACAGGAACAUUGAUCACAUCUGUGAAUUUUUUUUAAUACCACUCUAAUAAAAAUCUUGACGUUU
Molecule: messenger RNA, 2681 nt
Organism: Carcharodon carcharias (great white shark)
Lineage: Eukaryota; Metazoa; Chordata; Chondrichthyes; Lamniformes; Lamnidae
Product: homeobox protein TGIF2-like
Exons: 3
Coding region: 263-1048 (261 amino acids)
Biological process (GO): regulation of transcription by RNA polymerase II
Molecular function (GO): DNA-binding transcription factor activity, RNA polymerase II-specific; RNA polymerase II cis-regulatory region sequence-specific DNA binding
Source: RefSeq, a predicted model, not a curated record